AUGACUUUGGUGGACAUUCCCACUGUGAAUAUUUGCAUUUUUGAACAUUACCUGAAUGGCACCAUGAAUUCAAACAAUUUGAAAUCACAGAGCCUUGCAGAAACUGGAGAAGGGCAGGACUGGGAAGAGGCCCAGAGAGAAGCAAACGUGCAUGGCCCCAACAUCCUUCACCUCAUGGCUUACUCUCUGAGAGAGCAGGGUGCUAAGUAUGAGGCCUGGCUGCUGCUACCUUUCUUCAAGAGAGGUACACUGUGGAAUGAAAUAGAAAGGCUGAAGGACCAAGGCAAUUUCCUGACUGAGGAUCAAAUCCUUCGGCUGACCUUGGGUAUCUGCAGAGGCUUGGAGGCCAUUCAUGCCAAAGGUUACGUUCACAGGGACCUGAUGCCCACCAAUAUUUUGCUUGGAGAUGAGGAGCAGCCAGUUUUAAUGGACUUAGGUUCUAUGAAUCAAGCAUGUAUUCAUGUGGAGAGCUCCCGACAGGCCCUAGCGCUGCAAAACUGGGCAGCACAGAGGUGCACCAUCUCCUACCGGGCCCCAGAACUCUUCUCUGUGCAGAGCUACUGUGUCAUUGAUGAGCGGACUGAUGUGUGGUCUCUAGGUUGUGUGCUUUCUGCCAUGAUGUUUGGGGAAGGCCCUUAUGACAUGGUGUUCCAGAAGGGUGGCAGUGUGGCUCUUGCUCUUCAGAACCAACUCAACAUCCCACAAAGUCGCAGGCAUUCUUCAGCCCUGCAGUAGCUGCUAACCUCCAUGAUGACUGUGGACCCCCAACAACGCCCUCACGUUCCUCUUCUCCUCAGUCAGUUGGAGGUACUGCCGCCUCCAACUCUUGACCACUCAAAUAUGAACAUAUCAGUGGCCAUGUGGAGAGGGUGGCCCCUUGUGAUUUGGAAAGAGGCUCUCAUGAUCAUGGGAACUCUGUCAUUUCUACUAGGACUGCUCUUACAGAGGACAGGGGUGGGGACCACGCUAUCUCAAUCCCAUGUCUGUUCUGGGCAAGGGGCUGACUCUGGGUGGGGUGGGGUGAGGAAAGUGGAACAAAGUACCAUCUCACUCGAUGAUGAGUCAGCCUGUGCUUUGAUCUUCCUACCUGGGCUUUCUCAUGUCACUGUAAUGACAGGAAUGUGCCACUGUGCCAGCUGUUAUGCUUCCCCCGCUUCUGGGCAGAGCUUUCAAAGACAUUAUCAUCUCCCACAACUGGAACGGCUCCAGAAACGUAAGGUCUUCCAGAAGUCAUCAGAUGAUGAUGAUGACCGCUUGGGGUGGCCUGACCAGGAGCAAAUAUCAACAUUCAAAGACAAUGUUGUUGCAAUUUCCUGCUUGGAAGGCUUCACAUUCCUGAGCACUCAACACAUGCUGGGAGCUGGCUGCGAAGCAGCACCUGGCCCAGUCAAGCAGAGCAAAGCCUUCCUGGUGACCGCUGGGGAAGAGGCCAGCGCUUUAGGACUUCAUUUCAGAGGCAGUCUGCGAACAAGAUGGUGA
Messenger RNA from Dipodomys ordii (Ord's kangaroo rat), 1479 nucleotides. Its product is annotated as eukaryotic translation initiation factor 2-alpha kinase 4-like. Lineage: Eukaryota; Metazoa; Chordata; Mammalia; Rodentia; Heteromyidae. Gene Ontology annotation, cellular component: Golgi apparatus; cytoplasm. The record is from RefSeq and is a predicted model, not a curated record. Gene Ontology annotation, molecular function: protein serine/threonine kinase activity; ATP binding. Gene Ontology annotation, biological process: protein phosphorylation.